Molecule: messenger RNA, 2803 nt
Organism: Lampris incognitus (smalleye Pacific opah)
Lineage: Eukaryota; Metazoa; Chordata; Actinopteri; Lampriformes; Lampridae
Gene: med17
Product: mediator complex subunit 17
Exons: 13
Coding region: 130-2061 (643 amino acids)
Biological process (GO): regulation of transcription by RNA polymerase II
Cellular component (GO): mediator complex; core mediator complex
Molecular function (GO): transcription coregulator activity
Source: RefSeq, a predicted model, not a curated record
UACACAAAGAAGAAGACGCCGUCCGCGUCGAGAAACUAUAAACGUUCCGCAGAUUUGGUUGUCCUGACAAUAAGUUUGCUGGUUAUAGUUUUGUCAAGUGAACACGUUCAAACAGCAAACAGCAGCAUCAUGUCGGGUGGACCAGCGGUGCGGGUCAGCAUCGAGUCGUCCUGCGAGAAGCAGGUCCAGGAGGUCGCCUUGGAUGGGACGGAGACGUAUGUCCCCCCUCUGUCCAUGUCCCAGAAUCUCUCCAAGCUGGCCCAGAGGAUCGACUUCGGUCAGGGUUCUGACUCGGAGGAGGAUGGGGCCGAAGGCGAGCCCAGGGACCGCGAGUGGGGCAAGCAGGAGCCAGAGGAGGAGGAAGGCACAGUGAAGUUCCAGCCAUCUCUUUGGCCGUGGGACUCAGUGCGUAACAACCUCCGCAGUGCCCUGACAGAGAUGUGUGUGCUCUACGACGUUCUCAGUGUGGUGAAGGAAAAGAAGUACAUGGCAUUAGACCCAGUGUCUCAGGACCCCACAGCUGGAAAGACCCCCCAGGUGUUCCAGCUGAUCAGUAAGAAGAAAUCUUUGGCCACAGCAGCCCAGCUGCUGCUGAAGGGCGCAGAGAAACUCAGCAAGUCGGUAGCGGAGAACCAAGAGAACCGGCGGCAGAGGGACUUCAACUCAGAGCUGCUCAGACUCCGCUCGCAGUGGAAACUACGCAAAGUCGGGGACAAGAUCCUGGGAGACCUCAGUUACAGGAGUGCAGGAUCUCUGUUUCCUCACCAAGGCACCUUUGAGGUGAUCAAGAACACAGACAUCGAUCUGGACAAAAAGAUCCCAGAGGACUACUGCCCCUUGGACGUCUUGAUCCCCAGUGAUCUGGAGGGGUCUGCUUAUAUUAAGGUGUCCAUCCAGAAACAAGCACCCGACAUUGGUGACCUCGGAACAGUCAACCUCUUCAGGAGGCAGCCCAAAACCAAAGCCGGUACCCAGCCGUGGCACGUGAAACUGGAGGCAGCCCAGAACGUUCUGCUGUGUAAGGAGAUCUUUGCCCAGCUGUCCAGGGAGGCGGUCCAGAUCAAGUCUCAGAUCCCUCACAUUGUCGUCAAGAACCAGAUCAUCUCCCAGCCCUUUCCAGGCUUGCAGCUAUCAAUCUCCCUAUGCCAUUCAACGGCAGAGAAGAAGAACCAAAGGGCAUCGCCGGAAAAAUCCAAACCAGACGACCAUCUCUACGUUCUCGAGCACAACCUGCACCAGCUAAUGAGAGAGUUCCAUAAGCAGCAGCUGAGCUCUGUGGUUAUGCCUCACCCCGCCACCGCUCCCUUCGGCCACAAGCGUCUUCGUCUCGCGGGGCCUAUGGCCUACGACAAGGCCGACAUCGUCAGCCUGCAGCAGAGCGAAGGCCUCCUGGAGAAGAUCAUCAAACAGGCCAAACACAUCUUCCUACGCAGCAGGACUGCACGCACCAUUGACAGCCUGGCCAGUCGCAUUGAGGACCCCCAGAUUCAAGCCCACUGGUCAAACAUCAACGAUGUGUAUGAAUCCAGCGUCAAGGUCCUGAUCACCUCUCAGGGAUAUGAGCAGAUCUGCAAGUCCAUCCAGCUGCAGCUGAACAUCAGUGUGGAGCAAAUCAGAGUUGUGCACAGAGACGGGCGCGUCAUCACCCUGUCACACCAGGAACAGGAGCUGCAAGACUUCCUCCUCUCUCAGAUGUCGCAGCAUCAGGUGCACGCUGUGCAGCAGCUGGCUAAGGUAAUGGGCUGGCAUGUCCUGAGCUUCAGCAACCAUGUGGGCCUGGGCGCGGUGGAGAGCAUCGGAAAUGCCUCCGCCAUCACCGUCACCUCCUCCAACGGGGAGUAUGCCAUUUCAGUGCGUAAUGGCCCGGAAAGUGGGUGCAAAGUUCUGGUCCAGUUCCCCCACAGCCAGAGCAAAGAGCUGCCCAAGAGCGAUGUCAUCCAGGAUGCCAAGUGGAGCCACCUCAGGGGGCCUUACAAGGAGGUGCACUGGAGCAAAAUGGAGGGCAGGAACUUUGUUUACAAGAUGGAGCUCCUCAUGGCAGCCCUCACGCCCUGCCCUUAAAUGGUACUACAGGCGCUGAACUGAAUCUGAGGACUUUUACAAACACUGGCUCUGACACCAGACCAACAAAACAAAACAAAAACAUGUUUUUAAGUAAGCACAUUUCAGCAGUUGUACAUUAAGAGGUCUGCACACCAUAGAAAACCUCAAACCCACUCUAUUCAGAGUUUCCACAGGUAUUCAGCAGAAACGCCAACAAACUGCUGAAGAAACCACCCACAGCAUUCUUGCCUACCUUUUAGUUUGUCCUUAAUGCUACUACGGGACACUUUUCAUUGAUCCAGCUUAUGGACUUCUGGAGCACUGCCACUGACUCUCACCUACCACCCCUUCUGCUUCUCACAUGCUACAGACACAGACUUCUGUCUAGAUACAGCAAUGCCCCAUAAAGCCCCACUACUUUGGAUACCUCAGUCCUAAUCACAUCUGUGCAUGACCAUUUUUUUGUCUUAUAUAUAUUUAUAUAUAUAUAUCAACACAGAUACAGGAAAAAAAGUUUUAAUGCAUUGCAGAAUGUUAGAACUCUUUUUUAAUGCCUUAAAAAAUGCAUUAAAACAGUUUUAAUGCAUUUUUUCCUGUAUCUGUGUUGUUAUGCUCCUCAUUAGUUGAGCACUUAUAACACCAUUGACGGUUUCGGGGAAAAAAACACUAUAUAUAUAUAUAUAUAUAUAAAAUCCAGUGAGGUCAAGUAAAUUCUUUGAGACAGUACAAACCUGUUAAAGAAAUCACAUAUAUAUAUAUA